Messenger RNA from Protobothrops mucrosquamatus (brown spotted pit viper), 986 nucleotides. RefSeq names its product methyltransferase like 27 (gene METTL27). The transcript is spliced from 5 exons. The record is from RefSeq and is a predicted model, not a curated record. Lineage: Eukaryota; Metazoa; Chordata; Lepidosauria; Squamata; Viperidae. The coding region runs from base 144 to 839 and encodes 231 amino acids.
AGGAGUAGCCUAUUUUCCCAGAUAGUCCUUCUAUCGAGCGGCUCCCCAAAAGAGAGCAACCCCGCCGCCAGGAAAAGCGCUCAGGUAGCGUCAUAAGCGGGUGGGCCAAUAGGAGGGAAGGCGCCGCCUGCUUCCAGAUAGCCAUGGCCGCUCUCUCCAGCCGCCCCCUGGCCGAAGUGCAGCGCCGCGUGACCGAGGUGCAUCACCAAAGAGAUCUGCAGCAGCAGCUGCGCUUCUACAACGGCUGGGCCAAAGACUAUGACCAGGAUGUGGCAGUGUUGCAAUACCAAGCCCCAAGUCUGGCUGCUGCUUUCUUGGCCUCCAUUUUCCAGGGUUCACCAGAGAAUGCAUUAGUGCUGGAUGUGGCCUGUGGCACAGGACUUGUGGCACAGGAGCUUCAAGCAAAAGGUUUUCGCCAUUUCCAUGGCCUGGAUGGCAGCCAGGAGAUGUUGGAACAUGCACAGCACAAAGGACUGUACGAGGAUUUGAAGUUGUGCUUGCUAGGCCAGGGAACCUUACCAGCUCCUGAAGGCUCCUACGAUGCUACUGUGAUUGUGGGUGCACUCAGUGAGGGACAUGUACCCUCUGGUGUCAUUCCUCAGCUUCUUCUGGUCACCAAACCAGACUGGUGUGCUUGGUUGAGUUCGUUGAAUGCUAUGUGCUACCUUAACGUCGUCAACCUGAAUGACCUGGAGCAGCAAGGAUUGUGGGAAAAGGUUGGGAUGCAGGAAGUUGAAAAAUGGGAGAGAGCAACAUCACAUCAGGAAUCCGAUCAGGGGUCGGACUAUAUCUCUGGCGUGGUCUACAUAUAUCGAAAAAAAAUAAAAAGUCUGGUUUAAACUCUUCAUUCCUCUUCAUGUUGGAAGACCCUUCUAGGCAAAUUCUGGAGCCCCCUCAUGAAAGGCUUAGCCUCACCCUAACUAGCUUCAAGAUCUGUACUUUUUAAAAACAAAAUGUGAAGCGGUAAUAAAGCAGGCUGGACCAUG